Molecule: messenger RNA, 2650 nt
Organism: Oryzias melastigma (Indian medaka)
Lineage: Eukaryota; Metazoa; Chordata; Actinopteri; Beloniformes; Adrianichthyidae
Product: transmembrane protease serine 9
Exons: 10
Coding region: 122-1963 (613 amino acids)
Biological process (GO): proteolysis
Molecular function (GO): serine-type endopeptidase activity
Source: RefSeq, a predicted model, not a curated record
AGAGAAACAGGUGAGGUUUGGGGGCGUGGUUAAGAAUUGUCAAAGAGUGGCACAAGGGCGUGUUUAAAUGACAGAAAGUUUAUUUAUUCUGGAGCUCAGCUGGUGUUGAACACUUCCAGUUAUGGCUUUCAAGUUGAUCCUCACAGCAGCUGUGCUGACUCUACUGACACAAGAGUGUGUCUCACAGUUAAACGUUUGUGGUCAGGCUAGUACGAACUCCAGGAUUGUUGGAGGACAGGAUGCUAAAGCAGGGUUCUGGCCCUGGCAGGUCAGUCUGCAGACAUCUGCACACUUCUGUGGAGGAUCACUCAUCAACAACCAGUGGGUGCUGACGGCGGCUCACUGUUUUCCAAGUCGCAGUGCAUCUGGUGUGAGCGUGGUUCUGGGUCUUCAGAGUCUGCAGGGAUCCAACUCCAACUCUGAGUCUCGAACAAUAACAACUUUAGUCGUUCAUCCGAGCUACAACUCGGUGACAUCUGAUAACGACAUCGCCCUCCUGCAGCUCUCCUCACCAGUAAGCUUCUCCCAAUUCAUUACUCCAGUCUGUCUGGCUUCCACCAGCAGCACCUUCUUCAGCGGCAUCAACACCUGGGUCACCGGCUGGGGCAACAUUGGAAGUGGAGUUUCCCUUCCUUUCCCACAAACCCUCCAGGAAGUACAAGUACCGAUAGUGGGAAACAGACGGUGUAAGUGCAGCUAUGGAGCCAGCUCCAUCACUGAUAACAUGGUGUGUGCCGGGUUACUUGAAGGAGGCAAAGACUCUUGUCAGGGAGACUCAGGAGGUCCACUGGUCAUAAAGCAGGGAAAUGUCUGGAUCCAAGCAGGAAUUGUGAGUUUUGGAAUAGGUUGUGCUCAACCUAAUUACCCUGGAGUCUACUCAAGAGUGUCUCAGUACCAGACCUGGAUCAAUGCCCAAAUCACCACCAAUCAGCCGGGGUUCAUCGCCUUCACCUCCGCUGGAACUGACAGUGACCUCAGUGUGUCGUGUCCAGGAGUUCCACCAAUUGUAAUCACAACUACUACAACCGCUAAACCAAUUGUUGGCAAUGAAACUGUCAUAACUACAACCACCACAACCACUACGACCACCACCACUGUGGCUAAAACCACUAAACCGGCAGUUGGCAUCUGUGGAUAUGCGCCACAAAACUCCAGAAUUCUUGCUGUAAGUUCAGUAACGACUGAUGGCCAGUGGCCGUGGAUGGCGAGUCUGCAAAAGAACGGACAGCACGUGUGCGGGGGGACUUUAGUUUCCUUUAACGCUGUGCUGAGCAAUGCUAACUGCUUCUCAAGUUCUCCAGUUCCGUCUGAGUGGACGGUUGUGUUGGGUCGUCUGAGGCAGAAUGGAUCAAACCCCUUUGAGGUGUCGCUGAAAGUGACAAACAUCACUCUGAGCAACCAGACAGGCUCCAAUGUUGCAGUUCUGCAACUCUCCACCACACCCAGCCUCAAUAAUUACAUCCAGCCCAUCUGUCUAGACAACGGAAAAACUUUUCCUGUGGGAACAACUUGCUGGGCUGCAGGCUGGAGUUCUGGACAGGGAGGAGCGGAGCAACUUAUGCAAGAGUUCCAGAUAUCUGUGCUAAACUGUGAUACAAAUACUACAACUGACAGCAUUUGUACAGAAAUAUUUACACUGGAACAGGGUGACUCUGGAGGUCCGCUCAUGUGUAAGCUGGAUGGGUAUUGGUACCAGUCCGCUGUGUUGUCAUAUGUAGACAGCACAUCCAGGGCAAAACGAGCAACACCCAUGAUGGUCUUUGAAAAAAUGACCAACUUUCAAGACUUCCUUUUGCGCACAGUGGGGACAUUUUUGACUCCAACCACCACCAACACAUCAUCUACCAACACCACCAACACCACUACUGCAGCCUCAAGCGCCAGAGAGGGAACUCCCUUUUUCUUCAGCUUCCACCUCCUCAUCCUCUCUUUGUGUCUACUGUUCUUCUCACAUAAUAGUUAAACUUUUACUAGAAUUACAUGAUGUGAAAUCCACAAAUGAGUUUAAGUAGUUCACUUUGAAACCCAGUUAGGUGCUUCCUGGUUGACUACAUUUUUUUAUUGACAUCAUGAAACCGAGUGGUGCAGUUUGUUGGGGUGUUGAAUCGGGCAUUCUGGGGCAUAUCUGUAAAAAUCGUAUUAUUUUUUUCCCCCCUCUUCUUCCGAAGAACCCCAGUUAUUCAUGCAUACACCCAAUGAACCAGUUGACAGGUUUUCAUUGACUGGAUAAGGACGUCUGCGACACCUCUGGUUCAUGUUUAACUCUGAAUGACCGUGGUUCAGAGACGCCGUUGAGAUUAGGAAUACUGCACAUCCACUAAGGGGCGCCAGUGUUUCUUUUUAUCUCCUUAAGACCUGUGCUAUGUCAAGGUAGAAAUUAUGAAUUGAUUUAGUAUGCACUUUUUUAGAUUUAAUAUAUUUCCUAUGGAAGGAUUCAGAUUGUUGUUAAACAUGUCUAUAACCUAAAAACUUUCUGUUUUAGAAGCUCUGCAUAAUUGAACUGACAUUAGAAUUUCCAUAUGCAACCUAAGACAAACUUUUUAAAUGAAUGAAAUAUCUUCUUUUGUAAUUAAAUUACUUUUACAAGUGCAAAGUGCAAUUAACUUGCAGCUGUUUUCUGAUAUUAAUAAAACAUGAUGUUGAAUGUUCA